Molecule: messenger RNA, 2311 nt
Organism: Python bivittatus (Burmese python)
Lineage: Eukaryota; Metazoa; Chordata; Lepidosauria; Squamata; Pythonidae
Source: RefSeq, a predicted model, not a curated record
AGGGAAGCUAAGUUUCGCUUCUGCUGGGGCUGAAUGAAAAUGCGGCAGCCGCUGUUCAGAUCCUUAAAGUUGUCGUGGCUUGCUUCUUCUCUAUAGAGUGUCAGCUAUGCACAGAUAUGGCCUUCUUACAUUCUUUAAGGAGCCAGUGCCUUUGAAAAGCAUUUCUGUGGAUGUCAUUGUCCGAGGUUUCGUGGCUGAUGUAGCAGCUGAUCUCCAAUACAAGAAUGAGGAGAAGAACCCUGUGGAGGCCACCUUUGUCUUCCCUCUGGAUGAUGAGGCUACAGUAUAUGCCUUUGAGGGUCUGACUGGUGGGAAACGGAUUGAGGCCCAGAUCCGAGAGAAGAAGCAGGCAGAGCAAGAAUAUGAGGAUGCCCUGAGCCAAGGCCGCCAGGCUUUCCUGCUUGAGAGAGAAGAAAACACCAGCGACAUCUUCAUAUGCAGCCUGGGCAAUCUUCCUCCUGGUGCGGGUGCCACAUUGAAACUGUGCUACGUUCAAGCGCUAGCUGUGGAACCGGAUGGCGCUGCCCGUUUUGUCUUGCCCGCUGUCCUGAACCCCCGCUAUGUUCCUGCAGGCUCAGAAGGGGGCACUGUUUCCCAGCAGAUGCCACAAGUGCCCACAGGAGCUCUGCCCUACACGCUCAGCCUCAGCGCCAGGGUGGAGUCCCCCUAUGGCAUCAACUGCGUGGACUCAAAAUGCAGUCUUCUGCAACAUUUGACAGAGGACUGGACCACUGCCCAGGUUUCCUUGGCUAAAGGGCACCAAUUUGACCGUGACGUGGAACUGCUGAUAUAUUAUGAAGACGUUCACAAGACCAGUGCCAUUUUAGAGGCUGGGAAGUCUGGGGCUGCUCCAGGAUCGCUGAUGGGGGACCCUGCCCUUCUGCUAACCCUGUACCCCAACAUUCCAGCUGUCAAGCCAGGUCAGAGUGUUGCUGGAGAGUUCAUCUUCCUGCUGGAUCGCUCUGGCAGCAUGGAUUCCAUCGUGGAUUACCAGCACCCUUCACCAUCACGCAUUCAGAGUGCCAAGGAGACCCUGAUUUUCUUGCUAAAGAGUCUCCCUCUGGGAUGUUACUUCAACAUCUAUGGCUUUGGCUCUACUUAUGACUCAUUCUACCCGCAGAGUGUGGAGUACACCCAGGAGACCAUGAACACUGCUAUCCAACGUGUGAAGAAGCUGGAUUGUGACUUGGGAGGCACAGAGAUUCUAAGACCCCUGAAGGCCAUUUACAGCCAGCCAGGCCAUGAAGGGCAUCCUCGACAGGUAUUCAAAUAAGAUGAUCUUCCCUUUUAUACAGAAUCAGGAUUAAGCACACUCGUGAAAAGGUUUACAGAAAAAGCACAUAAUAAUGCUCAUAGCUAGAAGCGUGAGGAGAAUUUACUUUUAUUAUAGGCUGUAGACAUUUUAUAUAUCCAUACUCAUCACAUUAUUUCCUUUCAAGAUAAGCAGCAUUAUGCAAAGCACAGAAAGGGAGUAAGAAUUAAUAAGCUAAAGAACCUAUAUGUACUCCCGUAGCUACUCAGGGCACUGCAUGGUGAACCAGCUGAACCUUCCAAACGGUCUUCUAGGGCAGCCCUGUGUAAAGCAAAUUGCAGUAGUCCAGCAGCAAGGUCAUAAGGGCGUGGGUGAUUGAGAGCAAAGCUUCCUGGUUGAGAUACAGCUGCAACUGACGCACCAUGCUCAUAGUAUUUAUUACUUCUUCUGACAUUACUAGACUUGGUUUCAAUUUCAUUCCUGAUGAUGUCACUAUAAUUUCCAUAGAAAUCUCUAAAGUAGUCUUUCCAGGAUUCCCUCACUUCAGUUUCAUCCCCAGUCAUUUUGUCGGUUUGAAUUUUAAUUCCAUUCACUCUGCCUGGCAGCUCUUUGUUUAAGUCUCUUCCCUUAUUGCCUGUUGUUUUGUUGUGUUCUUUCCAUCAAAUUUGCUGUGCUUUCCUACUGCCUGCUUUAAACUUAACUGCUUUUUGCUCUCUUUUGCUUUAUAUGUACACACACAACACAAUAUCUUUCUCCCCUUGGUUGUUGUUUUUUUUUUUAGCAUUUGGUCAUAUGCAUGUUUUCUUAUCCACUGUUUCUUCCGUUUCACCAUUCCACCAAGCAUCCUUUUUAUACUUGCUAUUAAUGUAACUCCAUGAUUUCUAAGGCACUGGGUAACAUGGUUCUUUUCAUUCUGUUCCAAACAACUCCCUCACCUUCUUUCUUGGUCCACUUUCCAUUCAUUCUGUUGGGAGAUUAAUCAAUCUUACAAUAUCUUUAAUAUUUUAUUUUGCAUUUUUUUCUGCAGUCAUUCUACUUUUACUCCAGUUUCUUUCACUU